AUGCAGGCCGUGUCUGGGCUGGGGUGCAGGCUCGCAGCAGCGGUGCGUGGCGUGGGUGCCGGUCUGGGCCCGUCGUCCCUCCUCGCCGCCGCUCGGCAGGGCGAAGCCGCCACCCAAGCCAUCGGCCAAGCGCCCUGCCGUUCCAUCGUGAGCGUCGAUGUGCGUGGCAACAACGUCGACGCUGCCUGGAGGACCGUGACCCGGAGGGUGAUGGACAACAAGAUGAACGUGGAGUGGAAGCGGCAGGCGGUGUACACCAAGCCCACGGAGAUGCGGAAGCUCGCCGCGGAGGAGACGGAGAAGCGGCUGAGGCGCCGGGCCUUCAAGGCCAAGCUGCGCUGGAUCUUUCGCCGAAAAGCCAGGUGA
Auxenochlorella protothecoides is the source of this 366-nucleotide messenger RNA. RefSeq lists its product as hypothetical. Gene Ontology annotation, molecular function: structural constituent of ribosome. The coding region runs from base 1 to 366 and encodes 121 amino acids. The record is from RefSeq and is a predicted model, not a curated record. Gene Ontology annotation, cellular component: ribosome. Gene Ontology annotation, biological process: translation. Lineage: Eukaryota; Viridiplantae; Chlorophyta; Trebouxiophyceae; Chlorellales; Chlorellaceae. The transcript has a single exon.